Messenger RNA from Clupea harengus (Atlantic herring), 495 nucleotides. RefSeq names its product ATP synthase membrane subunit f (gene atp5mf). Gene Ontology annotation, cellular component: proton-transporting ATP synthase complex. Gene Ontology annotation, molecular function: proton-transporting ATP synthase activity, rotational mechanism. NCBI's taxonomy places the organism in Eukaryota, Metazoa, Chordata, Actinopteri, Clupeiformes, Clupeidae. Gene Ontology annotation, biological process: proton motive force-driven mitochondrial ATP synthesis. The record is from RefSeq and is a predicted model, not a curated record.
CUUCAUUUUCUCUUCCGUCCCAUAAUGCCCUCACUCCAUUUUAUUCCCAACAUACACAGCGGUUCAAGCUUGUAUGUCACCCUAGCAAGAUGGCGGACAAAGCAGUGGCCCUGGCCGAAAAGAGGCUUAUGGACGUCAAACUUGGGCAGAUCUUCUCAUGGCUUGGAACUAGGGACUUUACUCCCAAUGGACUCGUUGGUGCAGUCCGCAGAGGACAUGAAAGAUACUUCAAUAAGUACAUCCAUGUGAAGAAGGGUGGCAUUGGUGGCGUUGCCAUGCUCCUGACUGGAUAUGUCGUGCUGAGCUACGUUUGGGAAUAUGAUCACAUCAAGCAUGAUCGUUGGAGGAAGUACCACUGAACAGCCAGUACACCAGGGACCACAAGGCUCUGAAGUGGCCAUGUCCGCAGCAGUGUAUUCACGCCACCCUCUUCAGCUUUUCGUUGUCUGUUCAAAAUUACAGUUGUGACCAAGAAUAAAAUUUAAAUAAUGUAAA